AGUGAGCACUGCAGAAGAAUAGAGCAGAGAGCAGCAAGAGCAUACCUGUCAGACUCUGUCAUUUACUGGCAUGGCAGCAGGGUUUUAAAUGCCUGCAGUUGAGCUUGUAAGAUUUGCUCUUGGCUUUGACGUUGCGUUCCUAAGUUCCUGAAGAAUGUGAAUUGCAGCACACAGGUGUGUUGGCACCUUGUCACCCGGACUGCCUGGUGCCUUGCCAGUUUCACAAUUAUUCUCCUUUUCGUAUUUGCUUCUUCAUUAUAGCAGUCGUCCUGAUAAAGGGUGCUUGCAGCAGCUUGCCAGGCCAGGCAGUGGGAACUUCAGGGGCUGCUCCUGCUUUGCUGUUAUCUUCAGCUGCAGUUUUCCAGGCUUUCAACGAGGAGACCUGUCAUGCAUCAGCUGCCAAGUUAGGAGCCUAAUACUGAACUGCGAGUGAGUAAGUGUGUCCAAAAUCGGCAAUGACAGCCAUGAAGGAGCAGCCUAACAUGGGCAGGGGAAGCCAGCAGCAGCAAGACCAGGAGAUAGGAGGUGCAAGCCCUCCCCAGAGAAACUGGAAGGGAAUUGCUAUUGCACUGCUCGUGAUCCUUGCGGUGUGCUCUCUCAUCACUAUUUCGGUCAUUCUUUUAACUCCAGAUGACACUUUGAAAACAGCAGAUGCUCGACUGUCUUUGGAUGACCUAUUUAGAAUAGAGUUCACUGCACAUGACCCAGAAGUAAAAUGGAUAAACGAUGCUGAGCUGGUGUACCGGGCCAGAGAUGGCCAUGUGAUCGAACUGAAUAUAGUAACAAAUGAAACAACAGUGUUGUUGGAAAACAGCACCUUUGUAACUUUUAAAGCAACAAAAUACUCCGUCUCCCCAGAUCUUAGAUUUGUUCUUCUUGCAUAUGAUGUCAAACAGGUCUUUCAUCACUCCUAUACUGCAUCAUACGCUAUUUAUGACAUACAUACCAGGGAAGUGAGAGAACUCAAUCCUCCAGAGGUGGCGAAUUCUGUGUUACAGCAUGCAGCGUGGGGUAAAACAGGACAACAGCUUGUAUAUAUUUUUGAAAAUAACAUCUACUACCAGACUGAAAUAAAAAGCAGUGCAUUGCGCCUCACUUCAUCAGGGAAGGAAGGAAUUAUCUACAAUGGGAUUGCAGACUGGUUAUAUGAAGAGGAGGUGAUACAUUCCCAUGUUACUCACUGGUGGUCCCCAAAUGGAGAACGUCUGGCAUUUCUGAUGAUCAAUGACUCCUUGGUACCUAAUAUGAUAAUCCCACGUUUUACUGGCAAUUUGUACCCAAAGGGAAAACAAUAUCCAUAUCCUAAGGCAGGUCAAGUCAAUCCAACAGUGAAACUAUUUGUAGUAAACCUCUAUGGACCAACUCAUACUCUUGAAUUGAUGCCUCCGGAGAGCUUCAAAUCCAAAGAAUAUUAUAUCACAAUGGUAAAAUGGGUCAGCAGCACCAAGACGGUGGUAAACUGGUUGAACAGACCUCAAAAUGUCUCCAUUCUUACCACGUGUGAAAUAACAACUGGGGCUUGUUCUAAGAAACACGAAGCAGUCUCUGAAGUCUGGCUUUCUAGACAAAAUGAGGAACCAGUAUUCUCAGAGGACGGUAGCAAGUUUUUUAUGACUGUUCCUGUAAAACAAGGUGGUCGUGGAGAAUUCCAUCACAUAGCAAUGUUCACUCUUCAGCCAAAAAGUGAAUUAAGCAGUGUUCGACACCUGACAUCAGGAAACUGGGAAGUCACCCAAAUUCUUGGAUUUGAUGAAGUCCUUCAGAAGAUAUAUUUUCUGAGUACAGAAGAUUCCCCAAGAGCAAGACAUUUAUACAGUGUUCACACUGCAGGAUCAUUUCACCGCCAGUGUCUUUCCUGUAAUUUCCAGAGGGAUAACUGCACCUACUUCAAUGCUCAAUUCAGCCCCAGUAACGGGCACUUCAUUCUGCACUGUGAAGGUCCCAAUGUACCAAUGGUCUCUGUCCAUAGCACAAGCAAUCCAAACAGCUCCUACAUAUUGGAAAAUAAUACUGUUCUGCAUGAAAUUAUCAAAGGAAAAAGGAUCCACAAACCAGAGUACAGGACUGUGCAUAUUUAUGAUUAUGAGCUCACUCUACAGUUAUCGUUUCCCGAGGGCUUUGAUGAAAACAACCUUUAUCCUGUCCUACUGUUUGUUGAUGGAGCCCCAGGGAGCCAGCUGGUUACUGAUAAGUUUUGGAUUGACUGGGACUCAGUACUUGUCAGCUCUGAUAAUGUCAUCCUUGCUCGCUUUGAUGGCCGAGGGAGUGGUUUUCAAGGGCUUAAAAUUCUUCAGGACAUCCAUCGAAGGUUGGGAACGGUGGAAGUCGAAGACCAAAUUAGAGCAGUGCAAUCAUUGAAGAAAUUACCCUUCAUUGAUACAAACAGAAUAGCGAUUUAUGGGAAGGCAUAUGGAGGCUAUGUCACAGCUAUGCUCCUUAGUUCCACAGACCGAAUGUUCAAGUGCGGCGUUGCUGUGGCACCAAUCACUGACUGGAAAUUAUAUGCUUCUGCAUUCACAGAGCGAUACCUUGGAUUGCCGUCACGAGAUGCAAAUAUAUAUCAAGAAUCUAGUGUUCUACAAAAUUCUAUGGAACUGAAAGAUGUGAAUUUUCUGAUUAUCCAUGGGACAGCCGAUGCAAAUGUACAUUUUCAGCACACAGCAGAGCUGAUACAACACUUGGUUAAAGCUGAAAGAAACUACACUAUGCAGAUUUACCCAGAUGAAGGCCAUUUUAUUACAGAUGAAAAAAGCAAACUUCAUAUGUACAGUGCAAUCCUCAACUUUUUCAGAGAGUGCCUCAAGCAAGAAACGCAUAAAUUACAGAAAGUACCAGAGGAGGAUGAAUAAAAUCCAACAGUAAAAAAAAAAGUAAACUCUAAGUAUCUUUAUAAAGACAAAACUAACAGUCUGGAACACUCAAAACCCAGCAUUAAAGACCACUGUUAGUGGAACGUGGAAGUACUUAGGCAGCUACAAGAAAUUUACGGGGACAGCACAUUAGAGAUUAAGAAUCCGAUAACUGGCAAAAAGGACUUGACAUUCAUGUGCCAGGUCCAAGAAUAUUUGCAAAGGAGCAGAAAAACUGUUUUGGGAGUGCAUCAACCUGUUAGUACACUUUAAAGAAGCAGAAUCCAAUUGUGCAAAUUUCAUCCACACCUUCAGCUUUUAUGCAUGUGUGUUUUAUUUGGCCUCACUGCUGUAUAUGUUAAUAAUAGUUGAGGUGUGAACAAACAUUCAAAAUGCACAUUUAUUUUCUUUUUAAUUUUGUACUAUCACUCACACAAAAAUGUGGCAUAAAUUAUGAUGUGCAUCCUUUUGUCAAACAUUGUGAUUUGCAUAUUUAAAACUUCCAAAUUCCCUUGCAUCUCAUUUUAUCAUGAUAAAUAAAAGAAUUUAUACAA
Messenger RNA from Amblyraja radiata (thorny skate), 3403 nucleotides. It is a transcript of the gene dpp10, whose product is annotated as dipeptidyl-peptidase 10 (non-functional). The coding region runs from base 456 to 2849 and encodes 797 amino acids. Gene Ontology annotation, molecular function: serine-type peptidase activity; potassium channel regulator activity. Gene Ontology annotation, biological process: regulation of potassium ion transmembrane transport; proteolysis. Lineage: Eukaryota; Metazoa; Chordata; Chondrichthyes; Rajiformes; Rajidae. Gene Ontology annotation, cellular component: plasma membrane; voltage-gated potassium channel complex. The transcript has 26 exons. The record is from RefSeq and is a predicted model, not a curated record.